AUUAAGCUGGGGCGGUAUGCCUUGAAGCUGCGACUCUGGAUGUGGUUGCAGACUGAGGACAUACGUCUUCAAGCCCCAGACUUCUAUUGCAAAAGUUGUUGAGGGAGCAGGCAGCGUCGCCUCCAUCCUGGCUGUUGGCUCGGGCAAGCCCCUCGAGGAGCUGGCAUGGGGAGCCUCAGAUUCCUGUCCCCCAAAGAGGAGUCUCAGUUCCAGCACCAGGGCGCAGUGGAACUGCUGGUCUUUAAUUUCCUUCUGAUUCUGACCAUCCUCACAAUAUGGUUAUUCAAAAACCACCGAUUCCGUUUCUUGCACGAAACUGGAGGGGCCAUGGUGUACGGUCUCAUAAUGGGAUUGAUUUUACGUUACGCUACAGCACCAACUGACAUUGAAAGUGGGACCGUCUAUGACUGUGGGAAGCUGGCUUCUGGUCCAUCAACACUUCUAGUUAAUAUCACUGACCAAGUUUAUGAGUAUAAGUACAAAAGACAGGUCAGCAAACACAAUAUCAACCCUCAUCAGGGCAAUGCGAUGCUUGAAAAGAUGACAUUUGAUCCAGAAAUCUUCUUCAAUGUUUUAUUGCCCCCGAUUAUCUUUCACGCUGGAUAUAGUUUAAAGAAGAGACAUUUUUUCCGAAAUUUGGGAUCAAUUUUAACAUAUGCUUUUUUGGGAACUGCAAUUUCCUGUAUUGUUAUAGGGCUAAUAAUGUAUGGCUUCGUGAAGGUGAUGGUACACAUGGGACAGCUAAGAAGUGGAGACUUUCACUUCACUGACUGUUUAUUUUUCGGUUCAUUGAUGUCUGCCACAGAUCCAGUGACGGUACUGGCUAUUUUCCAUGAACUACAUGUUGAUACUGAUCUGUACACACUGCUUUUUGGGGAGAGUGUGUUGAAUGAUGCCGUGGCCAUAGUUCUCACAUAUUCUAUAUCUAUUUAUAGUCCCAAGGACAACCCAAACGCUUUUGAUGCUGCUGCGCUCUUCCAAUCUGUUGGGAACUUUCUCGGAAUCUUUGCCGGAUCGUUUGCAAUGGGGUCUGCCUAUGCUGUCGUCACAGCUCUGUUGACCAAAUUCACAAAGCUGUGUGAGUUCCCCAUGCUAGAGACGGGUCUGUUUUUCCUCCUGUCGUGGAGUGCCUUCUUGUCUGCAGAAGCUGCAGGUCUGACAGGAAUAGUGGCUGUUCUCUUUUGUGGUGUCACACAAGCCCAUUAUACCUACAACAAUCUGUCGUCAGAUUCCAAAAUGAGAACAAAACAGCUGUUUGAGUUCAUGAACUUCUUGGCGGAGAAUGUCAUCUUCUGCUACAUGGGCCUGGCGCUAUUCACGUUCCAGAAUCACAUAUUUAACGCUCUUUUUAUACUCGGGGCAUUCUUAGCAAUUUUUAUAGCAAGAGCCUGCAACAUCUAUCCCCUCUCCUUCAUCUUGAAUUUGGGCCGGAAACAGAAGAUCCCCUGGAACUUUCAGCACAUGAUGAUGUUUUCAGGUCUACGGGGAGCAAUAGCAUUUGCCUUAGCUAUUCGGGACACCGAAUCUGAGCCCAAACAAAUGAUGUUCACAACCACUCUACUUAUCGUCUUCUUCACAGUCUGGAUAUUUGGGGGAGGAACCACACCAAUGCUGACAUGGCUUCAAAUCAGAGUUGGUAUUGAUCCAGAUGAAGAUCUGAAGGCAGAUUCUUCACAGCAGGGAGGAGAUAAUUUGGACAGAAACCCUACAAAGGCAGAGAGUGCUUGGCUUUUCCGAAUCUGGUAUGGUUUUGACCACAAAUAUCUGAAACCAAUUUUGACUCAUUCUGGCCCACCGCUCACGACCACGUUACCAGAAUGGUGUAAUCCAAUUUCCAAAUUGCUGACUAGUCCAAAAGCAUAUGGGGAUCAUCUGAAGGAGGACGACACAGACUGCAUCGUGACUCACGACGAACUGGCCAUGAACUUCCAGGAGCAAACCCCCUUGCCCUCCAGCCCCUCUGCAGGGUUGGAGCAGGACCCAAAAGCCUCUCCAAAGACUCCAAGCAAAGAAAACAUUUACGAGGGGGACCUUGGGUUAGGCGGCUAUGGACUUAAGCUUGAACACACUGCUGGUCAAUCCCAGCUGAAUUCACUGGCAUGAACCUUGCGCCGGUAAUUACCAGUAAUGCUGGUGGAGAAUCGCGGAGGAAUACAAGCCCAGCUGAUUAGACAGAGCUGGGGAGACGCUGGGAAAUGUAUUAAAAGCAUAAAUCGAAGAGAAUCGAAAUCUUGUCACAUGUAACCCCCCCGGUGCCUGAAGAAAUGAGAAUUUAUGAUCAUCCCUCCGUAUUAUACAACUGAAUUUAACUUCUGACAGCAGCAAUUUUUAAUAAUGAAUUGGGGGGAGGGAAGGGUCAAUAAUGUAACAUCUCCAAGGGUGACACUGAUACAUCCAUGCCUGCCAAUGUGUCCUCUCCGUCUGCUUCUCCCGGAGCACUUGACUCAGAUUGGGGAUUUGAAUCUCCUGAUUAGAGAUGGAAGGAGGGAGGAGGAGGAGGAGGAAGAGGAGGGCUUCAAAGGUAUUUUACCAGUUGCUCCUGAGUAUCCAGCUUUUUAGCUGUUGGAGAUUUUUGCUGACUGUGGGUGGGUGGGAGGAUUAGGAUGGGCAGGUUUUUGUUUUGUUUUGUUUUUUAAAGGGAUAUAUACAUUUGCACAUAUUGCUUUGGAAAACAAUACUCAGUUCAGGGUCUGAGCAUUUUAAUAAUGCCCAGCAUUUUAUCUCCUUUUACCCAGUCUUUUCCGUACCCGCCCCAUGCCUGGAAUCCAUUUUUUCCUCACCAACCCCUAGCUUCCUUCAGAGCACCCUAGAGGGCCACCAUCUAUGUAAAGCAUUUCCUGAGCAUCCCCUCACUUAAAAAAAAUUUUUUUUAAUAUUCUCCCAUUCCUCCAAUUAGCCGGUAUUUGCUUAUCUGUGUGCAUGCGAAAUCCCUCCCUUUCCCCACCCCCAGACUAUAAACCCCUUGAGGGCAAGGACU
Messenger RNA from Vombatus ursinus (common wombat), 2977 nucleotides. RefSeq names its product solute carrier family 9 member A9 (gene SLC9A9). The transcript is spliced from 16 exons. NCBI's taxonomy places the organism in Eukaryota, Metazoa, Chordata, Mammalia, Diprotodontia, Vombatidae. Gene Ontology annotation, cellular component: membrane; recycling endosome. Gene Ontology annotation, biological process: sodium ion transport; regulation of pH; proton transmembrane transport. The record is from RefSeq and is a predicted model, not a curated record. The coding region runs from base 166 to 2103 and encodes 645 amino acids. Gene Ontology annotation, molecular function: sodium:proton antiporter activity.